CGAACUCCUUCAUAGCAGUCGCAGUGAUUGAACAAUCUAGAAUCUGCUUCCAUACAUGGCGGCGCCGAAAAGCAAACGGUUAAGCUUUCUUUGCACAUUUAAUUUGCGCCACACGAAGUAUAUAUUGUUUCCCACUCCAACCUCUCCGAUUGCAAUCAACUUCACAGAGCCGGACCAGAUAGAGAUAAACCAAGCAGCUUAGUACACAGACGCCCAUCACGCCCAGCACAAUACAAUGACAUCCCACGAACCAUCACCCCAAUGUCCCUUCUGCAACAUCGCAAACACAUACCCCCCGCUGACCCCAACAACGUUCCUCCGCCAACAAGACCCGAAGAAUGUCUCGAACAACCCAGCAACGAGCACGAGCACGAGCACGACAAUGAUAACGACCCCACCGAUCUCACCCACAGCAACGACGGCCCACCUGAUCCUCUCGACCACCUCCCUCCUCGCGUUCCUGGAUAUCAUGCCCCUAACGAGGGGCCACAUCCUCCUUGCCACGCGAGAGCAUUAUGAGAAACUAGGGGACGUGAAGGUCGGCGUGAGUCGAGAGGUGAGUAGUAUCGGCCAAUGGCUCCCCAUCCUCUCGCGGGUGGUGAUGCGCACGCUUUUCGGGGCCUCGGACGACGAGGCGGCGGAUUGGUGUUGGAAUGUGGUGCAGAAUAAUGGCGUCAGAGCAGCGCAGCAGGUCCCGCAUGUUCACUUCCAUGUGAUUCCGAGGCCGAAUCUGGAUGGGUCUGGCGGCGGCGGGAGGCCGAGCUUUGUGAUGUUUGGGCGUGGGCAGAGGGACGAGUUGGAUGAGGAGGAAGGGGAGGAGCUGGCGCGGUGCUUGAGGGAGGAGUUGGCGAGGGAGGUUGUGCGUCUUAGGGAUGUGGAGGGGGUGGAUUUGGAGGGGGAGUUUGCGGGGAGGUGUUUACUUUCGAAGCUUUGA
This is a messenger RNA of Aspergillus homomorphus CBS 101889, 934 nucleotides long. Its product is annotated as HIT-like protein. Gene Ontology annotation, biological process: nucleotide metabolic process. The transcript is spliced from 3 exons. Gene Ontology annotation, molecular function: catalytic activity. The coding region runs from base 236 to 934 and encodes 232 amino acids. NCBI's taxonomy places the organism in Eukaryota, Fungi, Ascomycota, Eurotiomycetes, Eurotiales, Aspergillaceae. The record is from RefSeq and is a predicted model, not a curated record.